Messenger RNA from Aspergillus alliaceus, 1923 nucleotides. RefSeq names its product macro domain-containing protein. Lineage: Eukaryota; Fungi; Ascomycota; Eurotiomycetes; Eurotiales; Aspergillaceae. The record is from RefSeq and is a predicted model, not a curated record. The transcript has 2 exons. Bases 156 to 1199 code for a protein of 347 amino acids.
GGGUCUUUGUGUUGUUCAGAUCAGAAUCGGAGUUGCUUCUUAGUUCAGCUUAUCAAGUGCCGACUAGGACUAAUCCUUGGCCCCUUGAUUGCCUAGUCUUUUCCCGAUAUAAGUCCACUCCAACCGAGGCCUUCCUCGAGACGGGAUUCGACAACAUGGCGUCCGCAUACGUGCCCAUUACGGAAGUCCCUACUGUUUCUCUGUUGUACAAGCUGGGUCGUCUGAUUCCAGUCUCUGACCCCAUAUCACAGCCAUCAAGAACAUUCAAUGACAUCAUCUCCCUUAUACGUAAUGACAUAACCAAACUGCAAGGCGUCGAUUGCAUUGUCAAUGCCGCAAAUAGAUCCCUCCUUGGAGGUGGCGGUGUGGACGGUGCUAUCCAUCGCGCGGCCGGCCCCAGUCUCCUACAGGAGUGCCGAGAGUUAGAUGGUUGCAGAACCGGCGACGUAAAGAUAACAUCGGCUUACAAUCUCCCGUGCAAGAGGGUCAUCCACACCGUCGGGCCUAUCUACCAGUACGAAUUACGUGGGGGGGAUGAUCGACCGGAGGCUUUGCUACGGAGCUGCUACCGACGGAGCCUCGAGCUUGCCGUGGAGAACGAUAUGAAGAGCAUCGCAUUCUCGGCAAUCAGCACCGGCGUGUACGGCUACCCUAGCCACGAAGCUGCUCAGGCUGCUCUCGACGAGACUCGAAUGUUCCUAGAGAACCCGAACAAUAUUGGAAAAUUGGAAAGGAUCAUAUUCUGUAACUUUGAACGUAAGGAUGAGAUUGCGUAUGAGGAGUCGAUCCCCUCGUUCUUUCCUCCGGUGGAGCAGGAUAUCCCGAGCAGCAGUGGUCAGAAAGUUGAAUCUCAAUCAACCGCGGACGGUGAGUCUUCGCCGUCGCUAGACUUGCUCGCAGCCAAGCUCCCUGACCCGCCUACCGUGGACCCCACCUUGGACGGCCAGCCGGGAGGCAAGAAACAGAAGGUUAACACAACGGACGGACAGAGCAAUAAGUUCCACACAGAGGAUAGGAGCGAGGAUGACUGGGAGGAAGUCGAUAAGUCGGAGGACGGCCGGACUGAGAGACUUGAUGAUGAACCUGUUGAGGUCAACAGACCACCCUCUGCGGCAGACGUUCAGAGUGUCCAAUCCAGUGGCAUAAUCGACAUGACCGAUUCUCAGUCAACAGGAAGCUUAUUGGGAAAGGACUGGUAACUGUGACCAAUGCUUCCUGAACGUUUAUGAACGAAUGCUUGUGAUGAAUUGGCGUUGGAUGCAUACGUACUUAGUUUGAAAUGGACGGCGUUACUUCUUUCCUCUCUGCUGCAAAUGAGUUCGAUACAAUACUUUUGAUGGAGCAUCUUGUCCGUCACGCUUCCACUUUUUACCCCAUUAUUAACAUUUUCUUGACUCCGCAAGAAUGUGGAAAUCGUUCUUCCAUUGUCUACCUCUUGUGUUUCUCAGUAUAGCUUCCUAUCCUUCCUUGUACCUCAGCAGAGCGAAGUUCAUAUUACUCUUCUUCUGAUAUAAUCCCCACAUCUUCAGUCUUAAUCUAAACUGUCCUUUUACGAAAGGCCAAGACAUACCAUAUAUCGGACUAUACAAACAGAAACACAGGCCAUCCGAAGAUCGGGCUAUCUGGCCAUUCCUUAUGAUAUCGUUGAUCCUUCCCAGCGCGGCCUUUUAUCUCUUCUCCAUUGCAUACCUACAGCUCCUCGAGAGCCCAGCCGUGAAACCACUCUUCAUAUCUUGAGUGAAACUCAGUCAUUGGACCACCUCUAGCUAUCUCCCGUUCAAAUGAACUCCAUUACACUGUCGAGAACUUACUGAAACUUUACCACCCUUACCCAAUAUCUGGUCAAACUUCUCCCAAGAAACACCCUAUCUUGCCCUUUACCCCCGAUAAAGCAUCUGCUGGAAAGACCUACGCAGCCUCCCG